Messenger RNA from Ochotona curzoniae (black-lipped pika), 1146 nucleotides. RefSeq names its product SLAM family member 9-like. The record is from RefSeq and is a predicted model, not a curated record. The transcript is spliced from 5 exons. NCBI's taxonomy places the organism in Eukaryota, Metazoa, Chordata, Mammalia, Lagomorpha, Ochotonidae. The annotation marks the transcript as partial.
GCAUCGGCAGCACCUUGGCCAACAGUCCUGAAGCUCAAGGCUCUGGAGUUGUGAAUCCUGGUGGUGUCCACUCUCCUGUGAAGAGGAUGCGAGCUGAUUCCGUGUGGUUCCAUGUGAUCCCGAAGUCAGAAGAGAUGCUGGAGGAGAUCUCUUGGCUGUUUAGUUCUGGGUCAGAGUACAGAUUCUUCCUGCGAGUCAAUAGUGGACCAGAUUCUCACAAAUGGCUUGGCCUUCAGGACAAGUUCAAAGGGAGGAUUCAAGUGCCCAAUGUCACUUCCCUUAUGAUUGAGAAUUUGACCUUUCAAGACAGCGGGCAGUACAAGGCUGAGGUCAGAGACACAUCAGGAUUAUCAUAUAAUCAGUUUUUCCAGCUCUCUGUCUAUGAGCCAGUGCCUGUUCCUCACCUCAUGGCCAAGUCACCAUCCUUAAUGUCAGGCUGGUGCAACAUCACCCUGGAAUGCAGUGUCACAGAUGCCACUGAGGACCUGAAUGUGACCUGGGAAAGCACAGGCCUGAACAGGGAGCUGAAGAAUGGAAGGACACUGUGGCCAGCCCCCACCUCCUGGACCCUGGAUGUGAGUCUCCCCAUGAGUCAGCCCAAAGCCAGCCUCAGCUGUGUGGUCAGCAACCCGGUGGACCAGAAGACUGCCACCUUGGAGCUUGAUGAUAUCUGUGUCCAAAAAACAGAGUCACAUGGACAGGCUAACAUCACGACAGUCAUUGUCGUGACACUUCUGAUUGUGCUGCUCCUGGUCGCUGGGAUAGUCCUUUGGAAGAAACGUGGAAAGAAGAAAAAGAGCAUAAAGGAGAAAGAGACUGAAGGAGGUGCUGCCUUGCAGGAAGACCAUGGGACUAAUGAUGACGAUAUUGACUAUGUACAGUUGACGCAGCAGGAGACCCAGGGAGGCAAGUAGUGUGAAGGUGAGCAACAUCUGGAAGAGAAAGAAUCUGUCAUGACCAUCUACAGUAAGGUCCAUAACCCAGGCCAGCCCAUGAAGAUCAUCUGAGUGGAGGAAGCAGAGCCUGGCCCCUCUGAGCACCUGCACACUGAGCCUUAUGCCGGUAGGCCUCUGGUUUUUCUAGCUCCUGUCCAACAGCAGGUGUCCUGGUCUGCCUUAUCCUGGUCUGGUGGCCAUGACUCCAAGG